Messenger RNA from Schistosoma mattheei, 579 nucleotides. NCBI's taxonomy places the organism in Eukaryota, Metazoa, Platyhelminthes, Trematoda, Strigeidida, Schistosomatidae. The record is from the annotation of a GenBank genome assembly.
AUGACAAUUACAAGUAUAAUUGAAAAUGAUGAUAAUAGUGAUAAUGAUGAUGAUGUUACAAGUUAUACAUCAUCGAAUAAUUCAUCGGAAACAAAAUUAAUCAAAUCAUCACAACAUAGAACAAAAUCUCGUAGACCAAUUAGCGCUGGUACACGAAGAGGUAUCAAUGAUGAUAAAAGUAAUAGAUCAAAACAAUCAGUAAUGAAUAAUAACAAUCAAAUAUCAUCAUUAAUGAAUAGAAGACAAUAUAUUGUUAAGCCAAUAGUUGGCACAAAUAACAUUAGGAAUUAUUAUCAAAAUGAUUAUUAUCUAUAUUCGGAUAGUUAUGAAAAUGAUCAUAAUGGUACAAUAAAUGAUACAGUAAUGGGUAAAAAACGUCUUAUCACUACAUUACAACAUGCUAAUGAAACAGAUAAUUAUGUACCAAAAGCUCAAGAAGAUAGUUUUCUAGAUAGAUCAUUUUCUAUUAUAAAUGAAAAGAAUCAGUUGAAUAAUUCAAAUGGGUUGAUUUCAUCAGAUCAAGAAAACGGUAAGAGGAUGUUGAUGAUGUUGAUGAUGAUGAUGAUGAUGAUGAUGUAA